Messenger RNA from Cottoperca gobio, 13123 nucleotides. RefSeq names its product HECT and RLD domain containing E3 ubiquitin protein ligase family member 1 (gene herc1). Gene Ontology annotation, molecular function: protein binding; ubiquitin-protein transferase activity. Bases 270 to 12623 code for a protein of 4117 amino acids. The record is from RefSeq and is a predicted model, not a curated record. The transcript has 62 exons. Lineage: Eukaryota; Metazoa; Chordata; Actinopteri; Perciformes; Bovichtidae.
CGUCACAGCUGGGCUGGGGCUCGGUAAGGGGUUGGGACUGAGCAGACCGCUCCCCGGAGUUGCAGUGGAAGCUACUGGAGAGGCGGGCGGAGGCAUGGAAAUCCAUGCAUGGCUCUGUCUCCUUUCAUCGUAACGUUAUCAAAAGCGUACGGAUAUUGACUCAACUGUUCUCGUGCAAUGAAGCACAUUCAGGUUUUCGUGUAAGCACAACGCACAGAAGAGGAGGCCUUUGAUAGUUUACUGGACUGAUGGCUCCAGAGUGACAUGCCAUGGCUUUAAUGAUCCCCCCGGUGAAGCUCAAAUGGCUGGAGCACCUAAACAGCUCAUGGAUCACGGAGGAAAGCGAGUCGAUUGCCACACGGGAGGGAGUUUCAGUGCUCUACUCAAAGCUGCUGGCCAACAAAGAGGCUGUACUACUGCCCCAGCAGGUGCUGUGUCUGAAAGGCCCCCAGCUUCCAGACUUUGAGCGUGAAUCCCUCUCCAGUGAUGAGCAGGAGCACUACUUGGAUGCUCUACUCAGCAGCCAGUUGGCCUUGGCCAAGAUGGUCUGCUCUGACUCUCCCUUUGCUGCGGCCCUGCGCAAACGUGUGCUGGUGCUUCAGCGCAUCUUCUACGCACUUUCAAACAAGUACCACGACAAGGGAAAGGUCAAGCAGCAGCAGCACUCUCCAGAGAACAACUCGGGCUCGGCUGAUCUGCACUCUGUCAGCGAGCGGCCACGCUCCAGCACUGAUGCUCUCAUUGAGAUGGGUGUUCGCACUGGCCUUAGCCUUCUUUUUGCUCUGCUGCGCCAAAGCUGGAUGAUGCCUCCUCCACCUAGCCCUGGUGGAGGUCCUGGGGGCAACAUAAACUUGUGUAAUGAUGUCAUUCACACAGCCAUUGAUGUGGUUAGCUCCCUGCCACCCCUCUCUCUGGCCAACGAGAGCAAGAUCCCACCGAUGGGCCUAGAUUGCCUGGCCCAGGUCACCACUUUUCUGAAGGGGGUUACAAUGCCAAAUUCUGGGGCUGAUAUUUUAGGGCGGCGGCUUGCCUCAGAGCUACUGCUAGGGCUGGCUUCCCAGAGGGGUUCCCUGCGCUACUUGCUGGAGUGGAUUGAGAUGGCCUUGGCUGCAUCAGCCGUGGUCAGUGCUAUGGAGGAGACUAAGGGGCUACAGAACCAAGAAGGGCUCAUCGGCUACGAUUGUUUCAUGAACAUCCUCAUGCAGAUGAGACGCUCUUUGGGCUCCUCAGCAGAUCGCAGCCAGUGGAGAGAACCCACACGGACCUCUGAUGGCUUGUGUUCAUUGUAUGAGGCAGCACUCUGUCUUUUUGAAGAAGUAUGUCGAAUGGCGUCAGACUACUCUCGCACCUGUGUCAGCCCAGACAGCAUACAGACCGGUGAAGCACCCGUGGUGUCUGAAACCUGUGAGGUUUACGUGUGGGGCAGUAACAGUAGUCACCAGCUAGUGGAGGGUACACAGGAGAAGAUCCUGCAACCCAAGUUGGCCGCCAGCUUCGCCGAUGCACAGACAAUUGAAGCAGGCCAGUACUGCACUUUUGUAAUCUCAUCCGACGGCUCUGUUCGGGCCUGCGGGAAGGGCAGCUACGGCCGCCUGGGCCUCGGGGACUCGAACAACCAAUCAACGCUCAAGAAACUUACCUUCGAGCCCCACAGGGCCAUUAAGAAGGUCUCGUCGUCCAAGGGCUCGGAUGGCCACACGCUGGCCUUCACUACGGAGGGUGAGGUGUUCAGCUGGGGUGACGGUGAUUAUGGCAAACUGGGUCACGGGAACAGCUCAACACAGAAAUACCCUAAACUUAUCCAGGGGCCACUUCAGGGGAAGGUGGUGGUAUGUGUGUCUGCUGGCUACAGACACAGUGCUGCAGUCAGUGAGGAUGGAGAGCUGUACACAUGGGGUGAAGGAGAUUUUGGAAGGUUAGGUCACGGUGACAGCAACAGCCGAAACAUUCCUACCCUGGUUAAAGACAUCAGCAAUGUGGGCGAGGUGUCAUGUGGUAGCUCCCAUACUAUUGCACUGUCAAAGGAUGGACGCACUGUGUGGUCCUUUGGAGGAGGGGACAACGGGAAACUAGGUCAUGGUGAUACUAAUCGAGUCUACAAGCCAAAAGUAGUGGAGGCCCUGCAAGGGAUGUUCAUCAGAAAAGUGUGCGCAGGAAGCCAGUCGUCUCUCGCCUUAACCUCUACCGGACAGGUGUACGCUUGGGGCUGUGGUGCUUGCCUGGGGUGUGGUUCUUCUGAGGCCACAGCACUCAGACCCAAACUAAUUGAGGAGCUGGCUACCACCAGGGUGGUGGACAUCUCUAUAGGGGACAGUCACUGCCUGGCCUUGUCGCAUGACAAUGAAGUGUAUGCAUGGGGCAACAACUCCAUGGGCCAGUGUGGCCAGGGGAACUCCACAGGGCCAAUCACCAAGCCCAAGAAGGUUGUCGGCCUGGAUGGAGUUGCUAUUCAGCAGAUCUCAGCCGGCACUUCCCACAGCCUGGCGUGGACAGCCCUGCCCAGAGACAGGCAAGUGGUGGCUUGGCACAGGCCCUACUGUGUGGACCUUGAAGAAAGUACCUUCUCCCACUUACGCUCCUUCCUUGAGCGCUACUGUGACGGCAUCAACAGUGAAGUUCCUCCUCUUCCGUUCCCCUCAUCCAGGGAGCAUCAUAACUUCCUCAAGCUGUGCCUUCGGCUUUUGUCCAAUCAUUUGGCUUUGGCUCUGGCCGGGGGCGUGGCCACCAGUAUCUUAGGUCGGCAGGCCAGGCCCCUGAGGAACCUGCUCUUCAGACUGAUGGACUCCUCUGUACCAGAUGAGAUUCAGGAAGCGGUUAUUGAGACCCUGUCAGUGGGAGCGACCAUGCUGCUGCCUCCACUGAGAGAGAGGAUGGAGCUUCUUCACUCCUUGCUACCUCAGGGCCCUGACAGAUGGGAGAGUCUCUCCAAAGGACAGAGGAUGCAGCUAGACAUUAUCCUGACCAGUCUCCAGGACCACACCCACGUGGCCUCACUCCUGGGUUACAGCUCUCCCGCUGAUGGCCCCGAGGUACUUUGUUCCGGCCCGGGCUUCACUGCUUCCCUGGACCCCACAUACAGCGCCACAGCAGGCCACCCUGACACCCACCUGGCUGAGAUCCUCAUGAAGACGCUGCUCAGGAACCUGGGCUUUUAUACUGAUCAGGCAUUUGGUGAGCUGGAGAAGAACAGUGAUAAACUGCAGCAGGGCCUGUCCUCCUCUGACAGCAGCCAGCCAGCUCACCUCCACCAACUCCUGUGCUCCCUGCAGAAGCAACUGUUGGCAUACUGCCACAUUAACUCUGUCACUGAGAACUCUAGCAGUGUGGCAUUACUUCACAAGCAUCUGCAGCUCCUGCUGCCUCACGCCACAGAUAUCUUCUCCCGCUCAGCUGCUCUGAUAAAAGAGAGUUCCUGGAAUGGCAGCAUACGAGAGAAGUUACAAGAUGUGAUCUACGUGUCAGCAGCAGGCAGCAUGCUGUGCCAGAUAAUCAACUCCUUGCUGCUGCUUCCGGUAUCGGUGGCGAGGCCUCUGCUGAGCCACCUGCUGGACCUGUUGCCUCCUCUGGAUCGCCUCAACAGGCUGCUGCCUGCUGCAUCUCCUCUGGAGGACCAGGAGCUGCAGUGGCCUCUUCAUGGUACCUCUGACUUUGUUGAGCCGGCCUCUGGGAUGUCACUUCCACAGCCGGCGUUCUCCUGGGUGUGGCUCGUGGAUCUCGAGAGGACAGUCGCCCUGCUGGUAGGCCGUUGCCUUGGUGGGAUGCUGCAGGGAGCUCCUAGCUCGCUGGAGGAACAGGAUACUGGUUACUGGCUCAAAACGCCCCUCUUCAGCAACGGCUUGGAAAUGGACAUCCCACAGCUCGACACCUGCAUCAGCUCAUUACUGGAGGCAGCACUGUCCGGUAACGAAGAGCAGAAGCCCUUUGACUGCACACUGCGUCCUGACAUGAGUGUCCUGGUGGAUUUGGCUCUGUGUUCGUCUAAAGAACCUGCCAACAGCCUCUGGAUCAACAUGCAGGACUAUGCAAUGAGCAAAGACUGGGACAAUGCAUCCCUCUGUAAUGAGUCCCUGUUGGACACUGUGUCCAGGUUUGUGUUGGCAGCCUUACUGAAGCACACAGGGCUGCUGGACCAAGGCUGUGGAGAGGGCAGGUACCAACCAUCUAAGACCCUUGCAGAGGUGUAUCGCAGUGUUUAUAAGGUACGAAACCGCCUGCUGGCCUGUAAGAACAUGGACUUCGUCCAGACGAGAUCUUCUUCACGUGAGAGGAGGAUUUCAGACAAUCAGGACUCUCUGGACAUGGACCCUCAGGAGCACUCGUUCACACGCACCAUCGACGAGGAGGCAGAGCUGGAAGAGAGAGCCGACCGCGAGAGAGAAGAAGGCCAUCAGGAACAAGACGAUGAAGAGGAGGAACGGGAACACGAAGUAAUGACUGCUGGAAAAAUCUUUCAAUGUUUCCUCUCAGCGCGGGAGGUAGCUCGCAGUCGGGACAGAGAGCGGGCCAGCAGCAGCACAGGACUGGGCUCCAGCUCCGUUUCCAGGAGCGGAGGAGGAGGAGGAGGAGAGGAGGACACCAUUCUGUCUCAAGAGGGGAGAAGGGGCAGUACGGGUCUCACAGAGGGCCAGGACCUGUACACAGCAGCCUGUAACUCUGUGAUCCACCGCUGUGCCCUGCUGUUGCUGGGGGUGAGCCCUGUGCUGGGCGAGCUGACCAAGCAGAGCCAGGAGGAGGACCAGACCCAGUCUGCCACAGGAACACAGGAAUGCCUGAGCUUCAUGACCAGGAGUGAGAGUCUGAGUGCAGAGAGUCGCUCGGUGCAGAGCAGCCCGAGUUACAGACUGAUGAAGUCCAGGAGCGAGUCUGACCUCUCCCAGCCGGAGUCAGACGAAGAGGGUUACACUCUGAGUGGAAGGAGAAAUGUUGACCUGGACUUGGCGUUCUCUCACAAAAAGAGAGGCUUACUUCACAGCUCACCAGACUCCCUGGCUGAGUCCUGGUUCCGGGCCAAACUGAGCCGCCAGCGGAGCUACAGCUCGGCGCACUCCUAUGAAGAGUCAGACCUGGACCUGAACCGCUCACUUGGCAUUCACGCUCUCAUUGACAACAUGGUCAGCUUCAUCAGUGGUGAUGUGGGCCUGGCUCCAGCCUUCAAGGAGCCAGAAGAAAGCAUGUCCACCAGCCCACAGGCAACUAUCCUGGCCAUGGAACAGCAACAGAGCAGGGCAGAGCUGCGGUUGGAGGCACUCCACCAGAUCGUGGUGUUGAUAUCAGGCAUGGAGGAGAAGGGCAGUCAUCCCGGGAACACAGAUCGAACCAGCAGUGCCUUCCAGUCCUCCUCCCUGCUCACCUCCGUCAGGUUACAGUUCCUUGCAGGUUGUUUUGGCCUCGGCACUGUGGGCACUGGAGGGCUGAAGAGAGAGAGCGUGCAGCUACAUCACUAUCAGGAUGGAGUGAAAGCAGCUAAGAGGAGCCUCCAGAUGGAAAUCCAGACAGCUGUUCAUAAGAUCUACCAGCAACUGUCUGUGACACUGGAGAGGGCACUGCAGGCAAACAAGCACCACAUAGAAGCCCAGCAGCGCCUCCUGCUGGUGACUGUGUUUGCACUGAGUGUUCGCUACCAGCCAGUGGACGUCUCUCUGGCUAUCUCCAGUGGGCUCCUCAACGUGCUGUCGCAGCUCUGCGGGACAGAGACGAUGCUGGGGCAGCCGCUCCAGCUGCUGCAGAAACCCGGAGUGUCCCAGCUCAGCACUGCCCUCAAGGUGGCCUCCACUCGCCUGCUGCAGAUACUGGCCAUCAGCACUGGGACAUAUGCAGACAAGUUAAGUCCCAAGGUUGUCCAAUCGCUGCUAGACCUGCUCUGCAGUCAGCUGAAGAACCUGCUGUCCCAGGCAGGAGUUAGUCUUCUCUCUUCUGGAAAAGAGCAAGAAGACAUCAAACAGGAGGACAGCGCAGACUCUGAAAAGAAAGACUUCAGAGCGUUGAUCCGUAAGCAGCACACUGCUGAGCUACACCUUGGAGACUUCCUCGUCUUCCUCAGGAGAGUGGUGUCCUCCAAGGCCAUCCAGUCCAAGAUGGCCUCCCCUAAAUGGACUGAAGUGCUGCUCAACAUCGCUGCACAGAAAUGCUGCUCAGGCGUCCCUCUGGUGGGAAACUUGAGAACUCGACUCCUCGCUCUUCAUGUGUUGGAGGCUGUCCUGCCUGCCUGUGAGGCCAAUAUGGAGGAUGACCAAGUGACACAGGUUGUUGAGCGGCUGUUCGCUCUGUUGUCUGACUGCAUGUGGGAAGCGCCCAUUGCUCAAGCCAAACACUCGAUCCAGAUUAAAGAAAAAGUUCAGGAACUCAAACUACAGGGAGAGGCAGAGGAGGAGGACGAGAACCUUCCCAUCCAGGAAGUGUCCUUUGACCCAGAGAAGGCUCAGUGUUGUGUGGUGGAAAAUGGCCAGGGGCUGACACAUGGCAGUGGGGGUAAAGGCUACGGCCUGGCCUCUACUGGUAUCUCCUCUGGAUGCUACCAGUGGAAGUUUUACAUCGUGAAGGAGAACCGAGGCAAUGAGGGUACAUGCGUGGGCGUUUCACGUUGGCCCGUGCACGACUUCAACCACCGCACCACGUCGGAUAUGUGGCUGUACCGAGCAUACAGCGGAAACCUGUAUCACAAUGGGGAGCAGACACUGACACUUGGCAGCUUCACACAAGGAGACUUCAUCACCUGUGUGCUGGACAUGGAGGCCAGAACCAUCUCCUUUGGCAAGAACGGAGAGGAACCAAAGUUAGCCUUCGAGGAUGUCGACGCCACAGAGCUCUAUCCCUGUGUGAUGUUCUACAGCAGUAACCCAGGAGAGAAGGUUAAGAUCUGUGACAUGCAGAUGAGGGGAACACCUCGAGACCUCCUACCUGGUGACCCCGUCUGCAGCCCCAUGGCCACUGUCCUGGCCGAAGCCACCACACAGCUGAUCCGCAUCUUACAUCGCACUGACCACUGGACCCAUCGCAUCAACAAGACCAUGACCGAGCGGCUCCACAAGAUCAAACCUUGCUUCAGAGAGUCCGCCAAUGCAUCUGGCAGCGGUGGGGGUCAGAGGCUGAAAAAGAGCCGUUCAGUGCAGAGCCGCGAGGAACACGACGCCCAGAGAGAAAGCCAAGAAACCCCCAUGAGGACGGAGGAGGAGAGGGGACGCCAUGGACGUCAGCAUGGCUUGGGGGAGCUGUCGGAGCACCACCUCAGGACACUCUGUACAGAGGUGUGGCCGGUCCUGGCGGUGAUCGGAGGGGCGGAUGCAGGCUUACGCGUCGGUGGGCGAUGUGUGCACAAGCAGACCGGGAGGCAUGCUACGCUGCUGGGUGUGGUGAAGGAAGGCAGUACCUCAGCAAAGGUGCAAUGGGACGAGGCCGAGAUCACCAUCAGCUUCCCAACUUUCUGGUCGCCUAGUGACACUCCACUAUACAACCUGGAACCCUGCGAGCCGCUGCCCUUCGACGUGGCGCGUUUCCGUGGCCUCACCGCCUCGCUGUUGUUGGACCUCACCUACCUCACCAGCAUACAUGAGGAUACCGCUGCUAAGCUCUGCGCACGACGCCACGACAAGAAGCAUCGCAACGCAGCCUCGACUGGGCACGAGCCGACCAGUAACGAAGAUAAGGCAGAGAAUGAGGGGCACAACCGUAAUGAACAAAAAGAUAACAUUGGAGCCUCAUCUGAAGCAGCUCCAAACACCACGACCUCUGACCUGCGUGUGUCCCACAGCCUGGAUGAGGUGAAAGCACAUGUGGCACCCAACUCAAAGUCAGAGAGUGAGAUCUCCUCUGUGGUUAGCGGAGGGGUAGGUGGGAAUGAGACCUUUUUCACUACAGCUCCUCACACUCCUGCUGAGGGGAGCAGGAGGAAAGGCCAUGAGCAUGGCUGCCGCAGUCAUGAGCCUUCUCCCUCCUGUAUUGCCACGCAGUCAGAAAUCCACGCUGUGCAGCUUUCCUACCUCUACCUGGGAGCCAUGAAGACUCUCAGCGCCCUGCUUAGCUGCAGCAAGUAUGCUGAGCUGCUGCUUAUACCAAAGGUGUUACCGGAUGCAGCACCUAGCGGGCACAAUGCUGAUCUGAAUGCCAGCACCAGCGGAAGUACAGCUGCCAACUCGCCAGUCUGCCAGGAAGAAGUGGAGAUGCGGGCGGCUUUGCAGUUCCUCAUGCGCCAUAUGGUGAAGCGGGCAGUGAUGCGCUCCCCCAUCAAGCGGGCCUUGGGCCUGGCAGACCUGGAGAGGGCACAGGCCAUGAUCUACAAGCUUGUCGUGAACGGGCUGUUGGAGGAGCCCAGUGGUGGAAAGGCCAAGCCUGGAGUGAGAAGUGAGCCAGAAGGCGAGGGGGAAGGUACAGAGGGUGAGCAGUUGGCACAGACUCCAGUCACAACCAGCCCCUCUGCCUCCAGCACCACCUCCUUCAUGAGUUCCUCGCUGGAGGACACCACCACUGCUACCACACCCGUCACAGACACAGAGACUGUCCCUGCCUCGGAGUCUCCAGGGGUCAUGCCUCUCAGCCUCCUCAGGCAAAUGUUCUCAAGCUACCCGACUACCACUCUGGUUUCAACCCGUCGAGCUCAGACUCCUCCGGUGACCUCUCUGCCGACCUCUCCCUCAGAUGAGGUCGGCCGGCGGCAGAGUCUCACCUCCCCUGACUCGCAGCCCUCCAGACCACAAAACAGGACGGGUACCUCUCUGUCGGACCCCAGCAGCAGGCUGUCUACAUCGCCCCCUCCUCCUGCCAUCGCUGUGCCCCUGUUGGAAAUGGGCUUCUCCCUGCGCCAGAUCACCAAAGCUCUGGAAGCCACUGGUGCCCAAGGAGAAGCAGACGCUCAGAACAUCACGGUGUUGGCCAUGUGGAUGAUAGAACAUCCAGGCACGGAGGACGAGCAUGACGAGCCUGACGAGCCUCAUACCAGAGGCAGCGGUGUCGGUGGUGACGGCUCUGACUCGUCCUGUCCGGGUGCAACAGCCUCUGCUGGAGGCAAAUCUCUGGACAGGAGCCCGUAUCUGUGCUCUCCUGGAGACAUCGCCAGUGCUGAUGCUUCAGAAAUGGAGGAGGGCUUCAGCGAAAGUCCUGAGGGUCUGGAGCAGGACAAUGCAUCGGCCUCCAGCGGCGGUCCGCUCAGAGGACGCUCUGCUGUCGGUAGGAAACACCGCUUUGACCUGGCAGCGCGCACGCUCCUAGCCCGCGCUGCUGGACUGUACCGCUCGGUGCAGGCUCACCACAGCCAGUCACGCCGGGAGGUCUCAUCCCUCCAACAGCAACAAGACCCCGGUGCCUGUCUUUACGACUUUAACCUGGAUGAAGAGCUGGAAAUGGACCUGGACGAGGAGACCAUGGAGGCCAUGUUUGGCCAGGACCUGGCCAGUGACACGGACAUUCUGGGAAUGUGGAUCCCGGAGGUACUGGACUGGCCAACAUGGCACGUAUGUGAGACAGAUGAUCGAGAUGAAGUGGUCGUGUGCGAGUUGUGCGAGGCCAAUGUGGCCAACUUCAAUCAACACAUGAAGAAGAGCCACCCAGGCUGCGGCCGCAGCGCCAACCGGCAAGGCUACCGCAGUAACGGCUCCUACGUAGACGGCUGGUUCGGAGGGGAGUGUGGGAGUGGAAACCCUUACUAUCUGCUAUGUGGUGGCUGCAGAGAGAAGUAUCUGGCCAUCAAAAGCAAAGCCAAAGUCCCCAUCGUGGAGAGGUAUAAGGGACAAGCUCCUGACCUCCUGGGGAAGCAGGACAGUGUCUAUGAAGAGGACUGGGACAUGCUGGACGUUGACGAAGAUGAGAAGCUGACGGGGGAGGAGGAGUUUGAGCUUUUGGCCGGACCGUUGGGUCUUAAUGAGCGCAGGAUCGUCCCUGAAGCUGUCCAGUUCCCUGACAGCGACCCAUUGGGAGCCUCCGUUGCCAUGGUGACUGCCACCAACAGCAUGGAAGAGACCCUGCUGCAGAUAGGCUGUCAGACCUCAGUGGAUAAGAGUUCAUCGGGCAGAGUGACCCUCGGCGAGCAGGCAGCAGCCCUCCAGAACCCUCAUGACCGGGUGAUGGCUCUUAGGAGAGUGACGGCUGCAGCCCAGGUGCUCUUGGCCAGGACCAUGGUGAUGAGAGCCCUGUCCCUGCUGUCUGUCAGUGGUUCGAGCUGCAGCCUUGCAGCCGGUCUGGAGUCUCUGGGUUUAACUGACAUCAGGACUCUGGUCAGGCUGAUGUGCCUGGCGGCUGCAGGCCGAGCCGGUCUUUCCACUAGUCCUAUUGCAGGCUCCGGCCAUGCCGAAAGGCCCCGUGGGGCCGCCAAGGCGAGCAAACCCAUCUCCUGUCUGGCUUACCUCAGCACAGCAGUGGGCUGCUUGGCCUCCAAUAGUCCCAACGCAGCCAAACUGCUGGUACAGCUCUGCACUCAGAACCUGAUCUCUGCAGCUACCGGCAUGAAUCUGACCACAGUGGACGACCCCAUCCAGAGGAAGUUCCUGCCCAGCUUCUUGCGUGGUGUGGCCGAGGAGAACAAGCUCGUAACCUCUCCUAACUUUGUGGUCACGCAGGCUCUGGUGGCCCUGCUGGCAGAUAAAGGGGCCCGACUCAGACCUGCUUAUGACAAGGCUGAUAUGGAGAAAAGAGGGCCUCUGGAGCUGGCCAACGCUCUGGCGGCCUGUUGCCUGUCCUCCAGGCUUUCCUCGCAGCACCGCCAGUGGGCCGCCCAGCAGCUGGUCCGCACACUGGCCGCCCACGACCGCGACAAUAACCACAGCCGGCCGCAAACCUUUGCCGACAUGGCGGGGGACCUGCGAAAGUGCUCCUUUAUUAAGCUAGAGGCUCACCAGAGCAGAGUGAUCACCUGUGGUUGGUGCAGUAAGAAAGGCCUGUUGGCUACGAGUGGUAAUGAUGGGACAGUCAGGAUGUGGAACGUCACCAAGAACCAGUACACCCUCCAGCAGACCUGCAUCUUCAAUAAGGAUGAUGGCUCUUCAGAGGAGGGCAUGUCAGGUUUAGGAUCUCCCAGCGAUCCUUGCAUGUCUCCUCUGGCAUGGAGUGUCACUGGAAAAUAUCUGGCCUCCGCCAUGGACAAAAUGGUCAACAUCUGGCAAGUUAAUGGUGGUAAGGGCCUUUUGGACGUGCAGCCUCAUUGGGUGUCGGCGUUGGCUUGGCCAAAAGAGGACGCAGAGUCCUUGUGGUGCGGGGAACCCAAGGACAUGCUGCUGGUGGGACGAAUGGAUGGGUCUCUGGGCCUCAUUGAGGUGCUGGAUACCUCCACUAUGCACCGUACCGAGCUGGAGCACUGCUACAGGAAAGAUGUGGCAGUGAUGCACAUUGCCUGGUACAGUGAAGACAAGCCUUUUGCUGUGGGCUACGCAGAUGGCAAGCUGCUGAUAGGCACCAAACAGCCUUUAGAAAAAGGAGCCAUCGUGGUCAUCGAUGCACACAAGGAGUCCAUCACCAGCAUGAAGUGGAGUCCUACCGGUCAGAUCUUGCUGACCUGUGCUAAAGAGGAGACAGUGAAGCUGUGGGCCAGUCCGGACUCUCAUUCUGACUCAGGCUCGGGCUCUGGCUGGCGCUGCCUGCAGAGCCUCCGACACCCCACCCCGGUUAACGGUGUGGCCUGGUGCAGCCUGCUUGGACGUGGCCCAAAGCCCCUCAACAUGUUAGCCAUAUAUGAGACGGGAGUGGUAGACUUGCUUAUCCCUUCCCCCAACGCCACAGCAGAGGUCGGCUACAACAGAGACAGGUUCCUCUUCAACCCGUCUUCCUGCAUGGAUGAGCACAUGAUCCAGUUCAAGUUCCUGGGUAUCCUCAUGGGCGUGGCCAUCCGCACCAAGAAGCCCCUGGACCUCCACCUGGCUACCCUGGUGUGGAAACAGUUGUGUUGCAUCCCCCUGCUGCUGGAGGAUCUGGAGGAAGUGGACCUCCUUUAUGUGCAGACGCUCAAAAGCAUUCUUCACAUUGAAGACAGUGGUAUCACCGAGGAGAAUUUCCAUGAGAUGAUUCCUCUGGAUUCAUUUGUCGGGCAGAGUGCAGAUGGAAAGAUGGUGCCCAUCAUCCCGGGAGGAAACAGCAUCCCUCUCACUUUCUCCAACAGGAAGGAAUACGUGGAAAGAGCUAUCGAGUACCGGCUGCAUGAAAUCGAUCGACAGGUGGCGGCAGUGCGUGAAGGCAUGUCGUGGAUCGUGCCGGUGCCGCUGCUCUCCCUGCUGACGGCCAAGCAGCUGGAGCAGAUGGUAUGCGGCAUGCCGGAGAUCUGCUGCGACGUGCUGAAGAAGGUGGUGCGCUACAGAGAGGUGGACGAGCAGCACUCCCUGGUGCAGUGGUUCUGGCAGACGCUGGAGGAGUUCUCCAACGAGGAGCGAGUCCUCUUCAUGCGCUUCGUCUCCGGUCGCUCGAGGCUGCCGGCCAACACGGCUGACAUCUCUCAGAGGUUUCAGAUCAUGAAGGUGGACAGGCCGUACGACAGCCUGCCGACCUCUCAGACCUGCUUCUUCCAGCUACGUCUGCCUCCGUACUCCAGUCAGGCCGUCAUGGCUGAGCGGCUGCGCUACGCCAUCAACAACUGCCGCUCUAUCGACAUGGACAACUACAUGCUCUCCAGAAACGUGGACAACGCAGAGGGCUCCGACACGGACUACUGAUGAGGGCGCUCCACACAUGCACACAUUAAUAAAUUAUAAUCAGGCACAUGGACUGUCUUAUCUGAACACGCACACACAAACCGAGAGAUGCUUCGUCAUCGCUGCACCAGUUGUAGGGAACUCCUGAGCAGACGGGCCACUUUUUAAAUCCAUUUUAUGUACUUUGAAACAGCACAGGUUUUCAUUUCCUCUUGUGGUUUAUUAGCUGUUUUUAAAUGACACAGAAAUCCACACGAGAAGUGCAUUUAGUGUUAAGUUUCUCUUUUUUUGCCCAUUACUCCACAUCCCAUUUUCAGGGUUUCUGCAUGGAGGUAUGUUUAUUUGUUUGAAAAUGUGUAUAGAAUAUUCAAGCAGGCGGUGGAGGAAAAAAGAAUAUUGUACAUUGUGUAAAAUGCUUCAUUAGGAAAAUGUUUUGCAUAAUAUCCAUAUUUAUUGUUUUCAUUGCCUAUGUCGAGUUUCCCAAAGCAUACAAAAAACAACAAUAAAUGCUGCAUAACUGA